AUGAAAUUCAUUACUGCUCUCUUCUCCUCACUUGUUGCUGCAACUGCUGUCGCCGUAUCCAUCAAUCCCCAAAAUACCCAUCGUUUACAAAAGCGCGGUAACAAUGGAAAUAUAGGGUCUGAAAAUAUAAACAUUUUUGGUAUCAGCAAUACUGGUGGCGCGGGCAGUGUAAAGCGUAAUGGCUCCGGCAAGAACAAUGCCAAUCGUGCUGGAAAGCGUGGACGCAAAUCUGGCGGAAGACGACAAAGGAAGCGUAAAGGUCGAAAGAAUGGCAAAUCUAAAUCAACUGGAACUGGAGCCGGUGGUUCAACUGAAACUGGAACUGGUAGUCCAACUGGAACCGAGACUGGAACCGGAACUGGUGGUUCAACUGGAACCGAGACUGGAACUGGUAGCCCAACUGAAACCGAGACUGGUGGUUCAACUGGUGGUUCAACUGAUACUGGAACUGGAACCGGAACCGGAACUGGUGGUUCAACAGAUACCGGAGCCGGUGGUUCAACUGGAACCGGAGCUGGAACUGAAACUGGUGGUUCAACUGGAACCGAGACUGGAACUGGUGGUUCAACUGGAACCGAGACUGGAACUGGUGGUUCAACUGGAACCGAGACUGGAACUGGUAGCCCAACUGAAACCGAGACUGGUGGUUCAACAGAUACCGGAGCCGGUGGUUCAACUGGAACCGGAGCUGGAACUGAAACUGGUGGUUCAACUGGAACCGAGACUGGAACCGGAACUGGUGGUUCAACUGAUACCGGAGCCGGUGGUUCAACUGGAACCGAGACUGGAACUGGAACUGGUAGCUCAACUGAUACCGGAGCUGGUGGUUCAACUGGAACCGGAGCUGGAACUGGAACUGGUGGUUCAACCCGAUCUAAAACUGGCGGUUCAACCCGAUCUAGAUCUAAGUCUGGUGGUUCAACCCGAUCUAGAUCUAGAUCUGGAAAAUCAUCCGUAUAG
This is a messenger RNA of Batrachochytrium dendrobatidis JAM81, 960 nucleotides long. RefSeq lists its product as uncharacterized. Bases 1 to 960 code for a protein of 319 amino acids. NCBI's taxonomy places the organism in Eukaryota, Fungi, Chytridiomycota, Chytridiomycetes, Rhizophydiales. The transcript has a single exon. The record is from RefSeq and is a predicted model, not a curated record.